AUGCCGCAAAGUGGACUCCUAAUUUCGCUUUUCCUCCUCAUCUCAACCCACUCCGUGCUCGUUUCCCUCUUUUCAACAAAACAAGCCGUUCCCUCCAAUUCCACCCGCUGUCACUCGUUCCAUUUCCUCCCCUCCCCCCCAAGUCUCUCCCUCUUCCAUUGCCUUGCCUUGCCUUGUUACUCAUCUUCCCAAUCUCGCCAAGGUCUCCUCCUCUUUUUCCCUUGUUCAUUUACCCUCUCCUUUCAAUGUCAUUUACUCGGUGAUAUCCUCUUUUUUUGCCAGCAAAAGAGAACAACGUGA
Colletotrichum paranaense is the source of this 300-nucleotide messenger RNA. RefSeq lists its product as uncharacterized. The record is from RefSeq and is a predicted model, not a curated record. The transcript has a single exon. Bases 1 to 300 code for a protein of 99 amino acids. NCBI's taxonomy places the organism in Eukaryota, Fungi, Ascomycota, Sordariomycetes, Glomerellales, Glomerellaceae.